This is a messenger RNA of Chiloscyllium plagiosum (whitespotted bambooshark), 5838 nucleotides long. NCBI's taxonomy places the organism in Eukaryota, Metazoa, Chordata, Chondrichthyes, Orectolobiformes, Hemiscylliidae. The record is from RefSeq and is a predicted model, not a curated record.
GUUGGAGCUAGGGUGACAUAAACAGCAGUGGGUGGGGCGGAUUACAGGAGGAAGUGAGAGUGUGAGCAGGGGCUGGGGCAGGGUGGAGUGAGGAAAGGCUGUGGGCUGUGUAAGGAGGAACUGGAGAGAGUGAGCGUUGCCUCUGGAGGGGCAAGGAGUGAGGGGGUGUCUGGGUGGAUAGGAGCUGAGGAGGAGGUAGGGAGUGAGGGGGUGUCUCUGGGGCAGAGAGUGACGAGUGUCUUGGAAGUAAGUAGGGGCCUUUAGGAGCAGGGAGUAAGAGUGUAUCUCAGGGAGUAGGGAGAGAGGUGAAGGAUGGGCCUGGUUGGGCUCGCUCUCGGGCUCCUGAUUGGCCUCCUAGUUGGGGUCCUUCCUACCGUGCUGGCCAUGAAGCUCGAGGAUACCUUUCGGAGCUCCACGCCCACCAACAACUUGCUUGUGGUGGGGGGCCUGCAGCGAGGCCGGGGCCUGGAACCCGAGCCUCGGGUGUACGUGGGGGCUGUCAAUGCGGUGUACCAGCUGGGGCCGGGCCUGCGGUUGCAGAGCCAGGUGAAGACGGGUCCUGUGAAUGACAGUGCCCUGUGCCACGCCUCGCAACUGCCCCAGAAUAACUGCGAGCAUCCCCGCCGCUUGACGGACAACUACAACAAGCUGCUGGAGGCUGACCGUGCCCAAGGCCUGCUGGUGGUCUGUGGAUCCGUCCACCAGGGCUUCUGCCAACUCCGGGCCUUGGUUAACAUCAGUCGCUUGGCGGUGCAGUUCCCGCCGGCAGCUGGCACAGACCUGGUCUUCCCCAGCAUGCUGUACGUGGCUGCCAACCACCCUCAGGCCUCCACCGUGGGCCUGGUCCUGCGAGGCCCUGGCGGUGGGUCGGAGCCUGGGAGUCGUUUACUGGUGGCUGCCACCUACACGGGCCUGGGCACCCGCUACUUCCCGACCAACAGCAGCCGCGAGGACCUGCGAUUCGAGAACACUCCGGAGAUCGCCAUCCGUGCCCUGGACACAGGCCGCCUCUCGCGGCUCUUCACCUACGACAUCAACCCGUCCGAGGACAACGUCUUCAAGAUCAAGUUUGAAGCCAAGGCCCGGAACCGGCUCAGUUUCGUCAGGGCCUUUGGCCACGGAGCCUACACCUACCUCGCCCUCAACAAUGACGCUAACUCGGGCAGCAAAGGCGGGCGCCCGCGUAGCCUGUUGGCCCGCAUUUGCGCCGGCGCCCGGGGCCCGAGAGGGACCGAGAGCCGCAAACUGACUGAGUCGUACAUCCAGCUGGGCCUGCAGUGCAGCUCAGACCUCUGGCUCUACAGCCGCCUGCUGUCGGUGUGGGCCGGGCCUGCUCAGAGCCUGUAUGGCCUGUUCGAGAGACCCGAGUCCAGGAGCGGGGACACAGCCCUCUGCCUGUUCAGCUUCCCGGACAUCGAACGGCGCAUCCGCGAGGCCCGCAGGAAGUGCUUCGAGGAGGACCACAGUCAAGAGGUGAUGGUGCUGGACAGCGUGAUCCAGGGGAGCGGCCCGGCCUGUGUUCGCCGGAACAUCACGCUGCAGAAUGAACAGUUGGACUGCGGAGCCGCUCACCUCCAGCAUCCCCUGUCCAUAACAAAGCCACUGACAGCCCGGCCCAUCUACACAGACAGAGGCCUCACCUCAGUGGCAGUAUCCAGUGUGAAUAACCACACAGUGGUGUUCCUGGGCACGGUCAGCGGGCAGCUGCUGAAGCUCAAUCUGCGCCGUAACCUGUCAAUCGGGAAGAGGGAACUGUUGCACCUGGCACCAGGCGAGGCUGUGCACCAUAUCAUGCACUUUGACCCUGCGGAUGAGAGUUACCUCUAUGUUAUGACAACAUACCAGGUUAGUCGGGUGAAGGUCGCUACGUGUGGCCAGUACCUGACAUGCCAGGAGUGCCUCGCAGCAGACGAUGCCCACUGUGGAUGGUGUACCCUGGAGAGCAGGUGUUCCCUGCAGCAGGACUGUGUGAAUUCCAGCGAGCCGUUGUUCUGGACCAGCCUGAGCUCUGGUGUUCAGCUGUGCCCCAGCAUGAGUAUUGUACCAUCGGAAAUCGAUGCAGCCAGCGUGGCCCAGCAGAACAUCGGAAUCACCAUCCAUGGGAAUGUGCCCCAGCUGAUUGGGAGAGACGUCUAUUGUGUUUAUGGGGAUGAGGAGAAGACCCCAGUCACUGUCUAUGAAAAUAACUCCGGCCAAUCCCAGUUAGUUCACUGUCCUUUCCUGAAGAAGGAUAAAUACUCCAUGUUCUUGGUGGACAAAGAUCAUGCUCUGUUGACGGUCUCAAUUGAGGUGUUGAAUCGAGCGAUCAUGUGGGGAAAUUUAACCAUCUACAAUUGUGAGAAAACGGGACAGGUUUACCCCAAAACAGCGUGCAGAAGUUGUCUACAGACUAAAUGGGCCUGUUCCUGGUGUGUGACUGAGCACCGAUGUGUGUCAGACAGAGCGCACUGUCAUGGGCUGUCACUAGGUGCAUUGCCUGAGAACUCCAGCCAGUGCCCACAGGUCAUACCAACAUACAUCGACCCCAUGCCAACAGGAGGAACACUGGACAUUUCAGUCUCCCUGGUCAACAGUCAGUUGCUGAAGGAUACCUACCUACAGUGUGAGAUUGGUCACCAGCAAUACCGAGCACGUUGGCUCAACAGCUCCCAGGUGGUCUGUGAGGAUGUCACGCUGUUCACAUCGAACAGGAGCCGUUUGUUUCCAGUGCAGCUGAGGCUGAGCGGGGACCACAGAUUUAUCGACAAUCCGAGCACCACCUCAGUGGAGGUUUAUAACUGUGAGGUUGGGAGAUCUGACUGCUCUGCUUGCUGGGGUCGGGUUGACUGGGGUCACAAGUGUGCCUGGUGUAUGAGCACGAAGAGCUGUAAACUGCGUUCUGAGUGUGGAAUGAUCGAGGCGACCUGCCCUGCUCCUAAGAUUCUGCAGAUAGAGCCACUGACUGGUCCUGUAGAUGGAGGAACCCUCCUCACGAUACGAGGCCAGAACCUGGGCCGUAGGUUCAGCGACAUUGAGAGCGGCGUAUGCAUUGGUGAAGUGGCAUGUGUGCCUGUGCAGGACAGCUACAUCGUCUCUGAGCAGAUUGUGUGCAGCACUAAUGGAGCGAAUCAAGUAUUUACAGACUCUGUGACAGUGAAGGUCCACAAGGAAGGUCACUCCAGCCAGAAAUUCUCAUUCCUGCUUCCCGAGAUUGGCACACUCUAUCCAGAUCAAGGACCCAAAGCUGGGGGCACCAGGAUUACCAUCAAUGGCACCAACCUACACAUCGGCUCUGCCCUGAGGGUCCUUGUCAAUGGCUCGAAGGAUUGUACAAGUUUAAAGCGGACGGGGAGGUCGAUUGUCUGCGUCAUGCCACCGUUUCAUGUCACUGAGCCUGCUGUUCCGAUAUGUGUCCAGUUUGAGAAGAAACAUUGCCUCGGGAAGAACAUGACCUUCUGGUAUCGGGAAAACCCGCUGAUCGAAGGCAUCAGUCCCAAUACCAGCUACGCCAGUGGUGGAAGGCGUAUCACAGUGACUGGACAGAGAUUCCACUUAGCGCAGAGCAUCCUCAUGGUGAUCGAAGACGGUGGGAAAGCCCAGUCAGUCUGUAUCAUCGAGAGUGACUCCAUCUUAACCUGCCCGUCACCUCCAUAUCCAGUUUCCACAGUGAAUGUUCACUUUGAGGUUAAUGGGAUCCGCUAUAAAAAAGCAGCAAGUCUGGCUCGAGCCAGUGCAGCCUUUACACUGCACUAUUACAAUGACCCCCAUUUCUAUCGUAAAGAGAAACUGAUUAAACAUCAUAAAGGAGAGCCACUCACCCUGGUGAUUGAGAAAAUACAAGACAACUUGAACCUGGCCCCUGAAGAGUAUAAAGUGAUGAUUGGCUCCUUCCCCUGUGAUAUCUAUGUUGUAAAGGGAAAGAUUCAUUGUUCAGUGAAUGUCUCUUUGGAAUCCGACGAGAGGCAGUUACCAGUGUCGGUACACGUAGGGAAAUACAAUGAGACCAUUGCAAUGGUACAAUUGAGUGAGAGCGACUUUUCCAUCAUCAUGUCCAUUGUGGUGUGUGUCGUGUUGCUGCUGGCCUGUGCUAUUGCUCUGGUUGUUUUUUGUACAAAGAGCAGACGUGCAGAGCGAUAUCGGCAGAAGACCCUGCUCCAGAUGGAGGAGAUGGAAGCUCAGAUCAGGGAGGAGAUCCGAAAAGGUUUUGCCGAGUUACAGACCGAUAUGACGGAUCUGACAAAGGAGUUAAACCGCAGUCAGGGAAUCCCGUUCCUUGAGUACAGAUACUUUGUCAUCCGUACUUUCUUCCCGAAGUGCUCCAUUGACAGUGAAAGCCAGAGCCCAGAGCGUUUCCACCAGUUGACCACCCAGUCCCGCAUAGCUGCCAUUUCCCGGAGCCCUCCAGAGACCCACCCCCUGCUGCAGCCUGAUUGGAAGGUUCCGGAAAACUGUCGUCAGAACAUGGAGGAGGGGAUCAGCCUGUUCUCGUGUCUCCUCAACAACAAACACUUCCUCAUCAGCUUUGUCCAUGCCCUUGAACAGCAAAAGGAUUUUGCUGUACGGGACAGGUGUAAUCUGGCCUCUUUACUGACCAUCGCACUGCACGGGAAGCUGGAAUACUACACCAGCAUCAUGAAGGAGCUGCUGGUGGACCUCAUCGAUGCCUCAGCCUCCAAGAACCCCAAGCUGAUGCUGCGGCGGACAGAGUCGGUGGUGGAAAAGAUGCUGACCAACUGGAUGUCCAUCUGUAUGUACAGCUUCCUCAAGGACACUGUUGGAGAGCCUUUCUUCUUAUUACUGUGUGCCAUGAAGCAUCAAAUUAAUAAAGGUUCCGUGGACGCCAUUACAGGAAAAGCUCGGUACACCCUGAAUGAAGAGUGGCUCCUCAGAGAAAACAUUGAAGCAAGACCAAUGAAUCUCAACGUCUCAUUCCAAGGCUGUGGAAUGGACUCCACCACAGUUCGUGUCAUGGACAGUGACUCCAUCAGCCAAGUCAAGGAGAAGAUUCUGGAAGGAUUUUACAAAAAUGUACCUUUCUCUCAGUGGCCCAGAGUAGAGGAUGUGGAUCUGGAGUGGUUUGCAUCAAGUAGCGACAGCAGGAUCCUGCGGGACCUGGACAACACUUCAGUGAUGGAGGACGGCCGAAAGAAGCUCAACACCCUGGCCCAUUGCAAGGUCCCUGAUGGAGCCUCCCUGGCCAUGAGCUUAAAGGACAAGUGGGAUGGUACACUCGGACGAGUGAAGGACUUGGACACUGAAAAAUACUUCCACUUGGUCCUUCCAAAUGACGAACUUAUCGAAACCAAGAAAUCUCACAAGCACAGUCACCGCAAGAAGGUUUUACCGGAGAUCUACCUGACAAGACUGCUCUCCACCAAGGGCACGCUGCAGAAGUUCCUGGAUGAUUUGUUCCGGGCGGUGCUCAGUAUCCAUGCAGUGAAGCCUCUGUUUGCGGUGAAACAUUUCUUUGAUUUUCUGGAAGAGCAGGCUGAGAAACGAGGCACCACAGACCCAGACACCCUGCACAUCUGGAAAACCAACAGCUUGCCACUGCGUUUUUGGGUGAACAUCCUGAAGAACCCACAGUUUGUUUUCGAUGUGGAGAAGACUGACCAUAUGGAUGCCUGUCUGUCUGUCAUAGCCCAGGCAUUCAUUGAUGCCUGCUCCAUUUCUGACCUGCAGCUGGGCAAGGAUUCACCAACAAAUAAACUCUUAUACGCAAAGGAAAUCCCAGAAUACAAGAAAGCUGUGCAGAGAUAUUACCGAGAGAUCCAGGAAAUGAUCACACUGAGUGAACAGGAAAUGAAUGCUCACCUGGCAGAGGAGUCUCGGAAACACCAGAAUGACUGUCAACAUUAG